GUUACCGAAGAAUCACGGAAUUGGCGUAUCUUCCAGUUGUGUCAUGGUUGACAGGUGUGUUGAGGAAGAUACGAUGUUUUGAUAAGUUGGAAGUUCCGUUUGGCCACGUUCGGGGUGCCGUUUGAAAGAACCGGAUAGCAUAAUCGACAUAUGAAAUCGGGAGACAGAUUCAUAGCGAGUUUAGGCCACAACACACGAUGCGACGGACUCAAGUGACCUCUCUCAACAGGGAUACGGAACUAGCGUAGCAGACUUCACUUUCUGCUCACCGAUGGAUGUGAUUAUGUUCUAAGUUUUUGAGUGGAUGUGGUACGGUUUUAGUGUCAAGAUGUCUGCAAGUUUCUUGCACAUCGGAGAUAUUGUGUCCCUUUAUGCCGAAGGGAGUGUCAAUGGAUUUAUAUCAACAUUAGGCUUGGUUGACGACAGAUGUGUGGUGCAACCAGAUGCAGGGGAUCUCAACAACCCACCGAAGAAAUUUCGAGACUGCCUGUUCCGGAUAUGUCCCAUGAGCCGCUACUCUGCCCAGAAGCAGUACUGGGAGGCACAGCGCCAGUCGUCCACCGACCCGAUUCUGCUGGAGAGACUCCAUCAUGCAGCGGAACUGGAAAAGAAGCAGAAUGAAGGAGAGAGCCGGAAACUGCUGGGUUCCGAGAUUCAGUAUGGCAUGGUGGUACAGUACCUUCACCUGAAGAGCAACAAGUACCUGACUGUCAACAAACGGCUCCCGGCCCUGCUGGAGAAGAAUGCCAUGCGUGUGACGCUGGACACGCCGGGGAACGAGGGUUCCUGGUUCUACAUUCAACCAUUUUACAAACACAGCUCCCCAGGAGACAGGGUGGUGGUGGGUGACAAGGUGGUGCUGAACCCGGUCAACGCCGGCCACCCACUGCACGCCAGUAACUGUGACCUGGUGGACAACACAGGAUGCAAGGAGGUGAACUCCUUAAACUGCAACACCUGCUGGAAGGUGACUCUCUUCAUGGACUUCAAGGAGAACAAGGACGACAUCCUCAAGGGGGGUGAUGUGGUGAGGUUGUUCCACGCCGAGCAGGAGAAGUUCCUCACUGGGGAUGAGUACAAGAAGAAGCAGUAUGUCUUCCUGAGGACGACAGGGAGGACGUCCGCCACCGCGGCCACCAGCUCCAAGGCAUUGUGGGAAGUGGAGGUAGGGCUGCUGGGAACAUGGGUUCUGAUGGAGGACAGGAACAGAGGAGGCGGAUGAUAUGUAGGAAUGAGUUGGAAGGGUUGUUACCCUGGCAGGAUCAAGAUGAAAUCUGAGAAUUGAUAUUUUGCUGCUACUUUUUGCCAGGUGGAUAACGACCCGACAGUGGACACCACACGACAGAAGCUACAGGGGCUGCCCACCUCCGCAGUCUACUGCCUAGUAUCUGUCCCCCACGGACACGACAUCGCAUCCAUCUUUGAACUGGACCCCACCACCAUGACCAGAACAGACACUCUCGUUCCCAGGCAAACGUUUGUACGGCUGCACCAUCUGUGCACAGACACCUGGGUCCACAGCACGUCCAUCCCUAUAGACAAGGAGGAGAAGAACUCCAUCAUGAACAAGGUCGGUUGUGCUAAGAUCAAGGAGGACAAAGAAGCGUUUGCCAUCGUCCCAGUGUCACCACAGGAGGUGCGAGAUCUGGACUUCGCGAACGACGCCAGUCAAGUCCUGGCUGACAUCGCCAACAAGCUGGAGAAAGGUGCCAUAACACAGAAUGAGAGGAGGUUUGUGACCCAGCUGCUGUCUGACCUCAUCCUCUUCCUGGCACUGGAGGAGAUUGGCUCCACUAUGGAUCCUCUGGAGCUGGAGGCCAGUAAGGAGGACCGUGAGAGGCAGAAGCUGCUCCGGGAACAGAACAUCCUCAAACAGAUCUUCAAGAUCCUGCAAGCCCCAUUUGUUGACCAUGGCGACGGUGAGGGACCCUUCUUGAAGAUGGAGGAACUGGCGGACCAGCGCCACGCCCCCUUUCGUCACAUCUGCCGACUAUGUUACCGCAUGCUGAAACUGUCCCAGCAGAACUACAGGAAGAACCAGGAGUACAUCGCCACGAAGCUGCCAUUCAUGCAGAAACAGAUCGGGUAUGAUGUCCUAGCAGAGGAGACGAUCACAGCACUACUGCACAACAACAGGAAGUUGCUGGAAAAACACAUCACAGCCUCGGAAAUCGAGACAUUUGUCAGUCUUGUGCGCAAGAAGAAAGAGCCAAGGUUCCUGGACUACCUGUCGGACCUGUGUGUCUGCAACAAGGUGGCUAUCCCCGUCACACAGGAGCUCAUCUGUAAGUGUCUGCUGGACAAGAAGAAUGCAGACAUCCUCAUCGAAACCAGGAUUGUGAAGACGCAGGUUGAGGUGGAGCUGGUGGGAGAUGGUGUGGAUGGGCAGAUGAUGGACAGUGUUGUUGUGGAGGAGGAUGACGAAGUGGUGCUCAUGUGGGACAACGAUACCAAGUCACGGGGCAUCAGGGAGCUCGCCAUGGCAACCACUGACAGGGUGAAGGAAGACAAGGAGAUCCUGGAAUAUUACAGACACCAGCUGGAUCUGUUCUCCCACAUGUGCCUUGAUCGCCAGUACCUUGCCAUUAACAAGUUGUCUCAGGAACUGGAUGUCGACCUUAUCCUCAAAUGCAUGUCCGACGAGCUCCUCCCGGCCGACCUGCGUGCCUCGUUCUGCCGUCUGAUGCUGCACAUGCACGUGGACCGCGACCCCCAGGAACAGGUGAAGCCAGUCAAGUACGCCCGGCUAUGGUCUGAGAUCCCCUCACAGAUCUCCAUAGAAGACUAUGAGUCCGCUGUCAGCAAAGUCCCGGAGAAGGAGAAAGUCAAACACAAGUUUGCUCUCACCAUCAAUUUCGUCGAGGACUACCUCUGCAAUGUUGUCAACCGUGCCUGGACAGAACCUGAGCAGAACAAGCUGACCUACGAGGUGGUCAACCUGGCCCGUCAGCUCAUCUACUUCGGCUUCUACACAUUCAGUGACCUGCUGCGCCUCACCAAGACAUUGCUGAGCAUCUUGGACUGUGUGCCAGAGACCAACCAUCUCGCCCUCACCCCUGUCAGUGAAUCAGCUGAAGAAAGCCUCGAGAUGAGUCUUUCUGCCAUCGGUGAGGCGCUGACAAAGCAAAAGAAGAAGAGGGAGACUGAUGAGGAAGACACCAUCGUCAUGGAUACUAAACUUAAAAUUAUUGAAAUCCUCAAGUUUAUUUUAGACGUACGUCUAGAUUACCGCAUCACUUGCCUCCUGUCUAUAUUUAAACGAGAGCAUGACGAGCCCAGUCAUGCAGAAAUGUGGACUACUACAGAGUUGGACCUGGAGAGCAUUGCCAACAGUGCAGAGGACAUCUUCGGUGGCAGUGAGGACACGGCCGAGCUGGACCUGGACGGCCACAGCGGGAAGAUGUUCCUCCGCGUGCUGCUCAACCUCGUCAUGCACAACUACCCUUCCCUCGUCUCAGGUUCCCUUCAACUCCUGUUCCGCCACUUCAGUCAGAGGCAAGAAGUCCUACAGACAUUUAAACAGGUGCAGCUGCUGGUUACCCGAAGCGACGUAGAGAACUACCGUCAGAUCAAGUGGGACCUGGACCAGCUACGACUGAUGGUGGAGAAAUCCGAGCUGUGGGUGUACAAGAGCAAGCCAGGCUCCGAGGGCAAGAAGAAAAAGAAGGAGGGAGAGGGAGGGAAGGAAAAGGGAGAAGGUAAUGGCAAGAAGAAGUCGAAGGCAGCAUCACAGUGGACUGCUGACCAGGGAUCUGCUAUUGACCUUGAACUUGGCCCACCGAUUGACAACCUUGCUACGAAGAACUACAAGGCCAUCAAAGCUGUGCUACUGAGACUCACCAGACUCUGCGUCCAGGACCUCCCUGAUUCCGUCAUCUCCAAGAAGCCACGCAAACAUGAACAACGUCUUCUUCGCAACAUGGGCGCCCACUCAGUGGUGUUGGAGCUGUUACAGAUACCCUAUGAUAAAACGGAGGACAUACGGAUGCAGGAGAUCAUGAAGCUGGCCCACGAGUUCCUCCAGGCCUUCUGUCUGGGCAACCAGCCCAACCAGGCCCUGCUGUACCAGUCUCUCGACCUGUUCCUCACUCCAGGGUUGCUGGAGGCACAAACUACUCGCAGCAUCUUCCUUGACAACGCCCACCUGUGCAACGAGAUCAAGGAACGAGUGGUGCAGCACUUUGUGCGAUGUAUUGAGACCCACGCGCACGUACAUUACAUCAAGUUCCUGCAGACGAUCGUGAAGGCGGAGAACAAGUACAUCCGACGCUGUCAGGAGAUGGUCAUGGCGGAGCUUGUGAAUGUGGGAGAGGAGGUGCUCCUGUUCUACAAUGACCGAGCCUCGUUUGAAGAACUGAUCCGCCUGAUGCAGUCUGAGCUCGACCGAGCGGACGAGAACAGUCAGCUGAUGUAUCACAUCAACCUGGUCCAGCUGCUGGCUCUGUGCACUGAGGGCAAGAAUGUCUACACCGAAAUCAAGUGCCACUCCCUCCUCCCGCUGGACGACAUUGUCCGUGUCGUCACACAGCCCGACUGUAUCCCAGAGGUGAAGACAGCGUACAUCAACUUCCUGAACCACUGCUACGUUGACACAGAAGUUGAGAUGAAGGAAGUGUACAACAGCAAGCACAUGUGGACACUCUUCGAGAACUUCCUCAUCGACAUGGGCAUUGUGUGCAACGCCACCACAGACAGGAAACACGCGGACACCGUGUUGGAGAACUACGUAUGCAUCACCAUCAUGAGUAUCAUCACCAUGUUCUUCAGCUCCCAGUUCUCUGACCAGAGCACCUCUGUCCAGACGAACCAGGCAGUGUUUGUGCGGUUGCUUCAGGGAGCGUUCCGUGUGUCACACUGCAAAUGGCUGAGUGGGAGUCAGAGAUACCAUGUUGAAAACUGCAUCAAGACUCUCUCCGAGACAGCCAAGAGUCGUAGUAUCGCGAUCCCCGUGGACCUGGACAGUCAAGUGAACUCGCUGUUUGAGAAGACAAACAUUGUGAUGAAACACAGCAACAAGUGGCUCAGUGCCCGUGCAAGCCGCCGAGAGUCCAACACCGACCAGUCCCGAGAUUCUCGCAACAUAAUCGAGGGCCUUCAGGAGAUAGUUUCCACCCUGGAAGACCAGUUACGUCCCUUGGUUCAAGCAGAGUUAUCUGUACUUGUUGACGUGCUACACCGCCCUGAGCAGCUUUUCCCCCCUGGCACUGAGGCCAGGAAGAGAUGCGAGAGUGGGGGCUUCAUCUCCAGGCUGAUCACGCACACGGAGAAGUUGCUGGAGGAGAAGGAGGAGAAGCUUUGCAUCAAGGUGCUGCAGACUCUCAAGGAGAUGAUGACCAUCGACAUCGAGUACGGAGACAAGGUGGACUUGAAGACAAUGAACAAAUCUGAGUUGGACGACCAUCGGAGGGGUGAGGCCCUUCGUCAGAGUCUGUUGACCCGGUACUAUGGUCGGGCACACCCACGGAACCGCCGUGACAGUGUCAUGGGAAACUCCAUUGGUGGAAGACAAGCCGUCAACCCUGGGUCUGUCAUCCUCAGCAGAGCAGAGAUGUCGCUACACGACGUACAGUGCCACCUGGACCGUGAAGGUGCGUCCGACCUGGUUGUGGAUAUCAUCAUCCGGAACACCAGCAACAGGAUCUUCCUGGAGACAGUGGAGCUUGGCAUAGCUCUCCUGGAGGGAGGGAACAUUGUCAUACAGCGCUCACUCAUGAAUCGAUUACGGACAGACAAGAACACCGAGAAGUUCUUCAAGGUGUUCUAUGACCGUAUGAAGGAGGCGGAACAGGAGAUCCGGAACACUGUCACCGUCAACACAGGCGACACAGACAGGAACCUCUUCGGGGGAGAGAAAGGACAGGGAAAAGGUGGGAAAGAUGGCUACAUGAUGACACUCACACUCGAACAUUAUGAACAAAUGAGUCUGAGUGGAGGCAAGUCACACGAGACUUCGGUGAACGAUGUCUUCCGGCAUGAGUUGGAUGAUGCUGCCAAGCAGACCAACCAUGCUCUGUCUUCCGUCCGACAACUCCACGGGGUCCGAUCCGACCAUGAUGGGGCAGAGGAGACCCGGACCAUUCACCAUGACGACGCAGAGAAAGUCUCCAAGGACAAGGAUGAGAAGAAGAUGUCACCACAGGUCAAGACGAUGCAGCCAAUACUGAGGUUCUUGCAGCUGCUGUGUGAGAACCACAAUAGAGAACUUCAGAACUACCUGCGCUUCCAGCACAACAUCAAAUCGACCUACAACCUGGUGUGUGAGACACUGCAGUUCCUCGACUGUAUCUGCGGCAGCACCACCGGUGGCCUCGGCCUCCUUGGCCUCUACAUCAACGAAAACAACGUGGUCCUGAUCAACCAGGCACUGAGCAGCUUGACUGAGUACUGCCAGGGACCCUGCCAUGAGAACCAGAAUGCUAUAGCUAUGCACGAAAGUAAUGGCAUCGACAUCAUCAUCGCUCUGCUGCUGAAUGAUAUCAACCCACUGGGGAAACAUCGCAUAGACUUGGUGUUGGAGCUGAAGAACAACGCCUCCAAGCUGCUCUUGGCUGUGAUGGAGAGUCGGCAUGACAGUGAGAAUGCAGAGAGGAUCCUCUACAACAUGAGCCCCAAACAGCUGGUCGAUGUUGCGAAGCAGGCGUUUCACCGAGAGGACACUGUAGAAGAUGAUGAGAAGGAGGAUGAGGAGCGGGAUGCAUCCCCAAAAGCUGUCGGACACAACAUCUUCAUCCUUGCACACCAGUUGUCUCAGCACAACAAGGAGUUGGCAGAGCUUCUGAAGCCAAGCGGAACAGAUCUGUACGGAGACCAGGCCCUCAAGUUCUAUGCCAGGCACACGGCUCAGAUAGAGAUUGCACGUCAGGACCGGACAAUGGAGCGCAUCGUAUUCCCCAUCCCGGAGAUCUGUGAGUACCUGACGGAGGAGACGAAGGUGAAGGUCUUCAACACGACAGAGAGAGACGAGCAGGGCAGCAAGGUGGCGGACUUCUUUGCCACCCAUGAAGAUCUGUUCGCCGAAAUGAAGUGGCAGAAAAUGUUGCGUGCCAACCCGCUGCUGUUCUGGUUCAGCAGUCACAUGCUCCUCUGGGGCUCCAUCUCCUUCAACUUCGCCGUCAUCAUCAACCUCAUGGUGGCCGUCUUCUACCCCUAUGAAGUCCUUCCGUUCGAGUCGUUGGAUCCACGUCUGUCUGGGCUGGUAUGGACAGCCAUGUUGGUGUCUCUUGCCAUCGUGAUCACAAUCCCCCGACCUGCUGGUAUACGUACUCUCAUCGUCUCUACAAUACUUCGCCUCAUCUUCUCAGUGGGUCUUGGACCAACACUGUGGCUACUCGGGGGCCUCAAUGUUGUCAACAAGUUCAUCUUCCUGAUCAGCCUGAUGGGCAACCGAGGAACAUUCUCCAAGCCCAUCAACGUGAUUCUCACGGACUUUGAGUUCAUGUACCACGUCCUCUACCUGCUGUUGUCAGUCCUGGGGCUGUGUGUGCACGAGUUCUUCUACAGUCUACUGCUUCUAGAUGUGGUGUAUAGAGAGGAAACACUGCUGAAUGUCAUCAAGUCUGUCACACGCAACGGUCGCUCCAUCGUGUUGACCGCAGUGCUGGCUGUCAUCCUCAUCUACCUCUUCUCCAUCAUCGCUUUCAUCUUCUUCCGUGAUGACUUCCUGAUGGAGGUUGACCCCCUGACAACUGACGCUCCCCAGCUAGAAGAUGUUAACGUCACAGUGCCCGAAUCUACCUGUUCAGCAGGUGACAAGAACUGCACGUCGACGGGGUCCAUUGUCAGCCAGCUGAUCCAGGCAGGAAAAGAUACACUGAGUGGAGCUGGAGACGGCGGCCUGGAGGAAGAAGGCAAACAGCGAACGUGCGACACUCUCAUCAUGUGCAUCGUCACCUCUCUCAACGAGGGACUAAGGAAUGGGGGAGGCAUCGGUGACGUCCUCCGCAAACCCAGUAGCAAGGAGCCGCUGUUUGUAGCAAGGAUUGUCUACGAUUUGCUCUUCUUCUUCAUCGUCAUCAUUAUCGUCCUUAACCUCAUCUUUGGUGUCAUCAUCGACACCUUUGCCGAUCUCAGAAGUGAAAAGCAGACAAAAGAGGAAGUCAUCAAAAAUACAUGUUUCAUUUGUGGUCUUCAAAGGGGUGAAUUUGACAAUCGGUCAACAUCGUUUGAGGAGCACAUUCGAUCAGAACACAACAUGUGGCACUACCUGUUCUUCAUCGUGCUGGUGAAGGUGAAGGACCCCACAGAAUUCACAGGACCGGAGAGUUAUGUCCACGAUAUGAUAAAGGACAAGAACCUGGACUGGUUCCCGAGGAUGCGUGCGAUGUCCCUGACAGCGGAGGACAGUGAGGGUGAACAGAGCGACCUGCGAAAUCUGCAGGUGCAGCUGGACUUCACUAACAAGCUGGUCCAGGUUCUCUCCCACCAGCUGUCUGAACUCAAGGAGCAGAUGACAGAACAGCGGAAACAGAAACAGAGGAUGGGUUUGCUACAACACAAUCCUGUGUCCUACGUCAACCAGGGCCUGUAGACAGACACCGACCCUUCAUCAAGAACCAUCUCCACCUGACCCGAGCAGCCCUUGCACUAGGAAUGUGACUGAUGGUAUACAGUGCAGUACUUACAACAGUGUCACAUGUGUAAUAAAGGUACCGAGACUACCCCCAGUGCUGUGGUUGGUUCAACCUUUCGUCACAUCUGUACUGGAGGAUGUCCUCUCCCGCUGUUACAGAAGCUGGUGUUCACGAAGGCUAUUCAUUAGGAUUUAGUAGAGUGUGUAUGGAGAUGAUGGAUAAUGUUGUUCAGUUAUGUGAUACAGCCCCUGUAGCAUCAGAGGUCACAGAUCACUUUCCGCUCUGACAAUCAGAACAUAUUCGGAGCAAACUGCCAUCCACAUCUCUAGUUCAUCUACCUUCCACAGGAGUCGAUCACUCCUUUGUCUGCCCAUGUAUGUAAGCGGCGCCGGUCAGGUGGAUGUCAUUUCUCAACAAUUCACUGCAAUGGCUCUCAUGCAAUUUCUUCACAUUUCAUGCACAUAUUUUUCUAUCAAAAUGAGAGUUUUUGUCUUCAGUGGAGAAGUGUUUCAUUUUUCCAGACUAUCAAUGAAAGUUACGACAUAUGAUGUAAUAUGUUACCAUGGUAACGGAUGUGAAAGGCCAGUGAGAGAGAUAUAUACAGAGACUGGCAGCGAAGUGACUGACAAUGUAUCUACUUAUAUAAUAUAUAUAUAUAUGGUGCUGUACAGAAAUGCUGAGCCAAGAACACAAUACUUGAACAAUUUUACAAAUAUUUUUUAUCAUGGUCACAAAUUACGAUUUUGCUGUCAAGUUAUGAAGAUGUUCUUUUACACUGAGUUUAGCCUUGCUUCUGUAGCAGAUGAUGUGUAGUUUACCAUAAUCUCUCCUGUACAAGACACAGGCGUAGUUUACCGUAAUCUCUCCUGUAAAGUUUAUAAGACAAAAGUGUAGUUUACCGUAAUCUCUCUUGUAGAAGAGAUAGGGAUGAAUAUAGUUAUCAAAGAGUGUCAGAAUAGCUUCUCUAAACAGAUCCUAUUGUUUGUACUGUUCAUUCUUCCUAGAAGUGAGAGGCGAGGCAUGAAAGCCAAUUUUGAAUUGAAGUCAAGGGAUGUUAAAACUGCAGUAGACAGGGCAUCCAUGUUAAUUUAAAAUAUGAUCACAGACGGACAUGAGGACUUCAGUGCCACUGUAGACUACACAACACCCCUUGCUGCAAAAGGUCCAAGGUAGUUUGCUGCAUGAUGGAAGUAGGAAAUAUUUUUCCCCCCAAUUUGUUACUCUCUCUUUUUUAUCUAUAGAAUGUUUAACAUUUCCAUGGAUUACUAGAAUGCAGCAUUCAGCUUGUAAAACACGCAGAGGUUGGCCUUGUCAGACCCAGUACUGCUGCUUCCUGUGGAGACGGGCAGUGGGGUAGCCUAGUGGUUAAAGCUUUCGCUCGUCACGCCGAAGGCCCGGGUUCGAUUCCCCACAUGGGUACAAUGUGUGAGGCCCAUUUCUGGUGUCCGCCGCCGUGAUGUUGCUGGAAUAUUGCUAAAAGCGGCAUAAAACUAUAUUCACUCACUCCUGUGGAGACCUCAUUAUGACUGACACAGUAAGGCUUCACCCAUUCUUCACUGAGGCAAAAUAGUGUUCAACUCCCUUCCUUCAAGGUUUUCCUUCAUGCUUAAUUGUUUCUGAAAAUGCAAGAGUCGCAGCCUGGUAGGUGUACAUAUGUAACCAUGGUAACUGAGAAAUAGAGAUGUACCUAUAUGCAACUGUCUGGCUGUCCGUGUUUUAGUGAUGUGUGUCUGGGGACAGCCCUACUUGUUUUUGUCACUGACAGUAUGCCUAUUUUAUACCCAUUAUUUAUUAUGUUUGUAUCUCUUUCUAUUUUAAAACCAAAUCCCUUUUUUAUCAAGGAAAAUGGAACAAGUGUCACAGUCAUGUUAAACGGUGUAAUCUGCUAGUAGAUCAGUGGAAAUUGUUGUCAUCUGAAUCUUGAUGUCCAGUUGGCGGAAGUCAAAUUAUAAAUCUCUGGUAAUGUAAGUACAGAUGUAUGUUGUCCUAAUGUUAUGAUGACCAGUUGGUACAGAGGCUGGUCAUUAAUGUCAGUCAGUGAAGGGUUCCGCUUCAUCAGGUGCUAGGAAGAAGUCACAGGAUCAACAACACGUUUAUCAAGAAACAUCUCUUGUAAAUACUUGUAGAAUAGUCUCUUAGAAUAUAUUUUCAUAUAAUGAAAUAUCAAUCUUGACUUAAAAACUUGUAAAGAGAGUAAUUAUAAGCAGAAUUUAAUAUAUUGAUUGGUGUGAAGAAAUUGAUACAAGUUAUAUAUCAGUUGUUGUAUUAAAGUAUAAGUCUGUAUCCCUGGAGAGGACAGACACAGGUCUACACAGUUCACGUUACCAGCAGGUUAGAAUUGCUCCAGCUGUCAGUGAAAGGAAGCUAUAAUAAUGAAAGUCUAGCAUUCAGUAGUUGUAUGAUCUGUCAGGGUAUUUUUAUACAUCAGGCCACAUCUGCUAGAACAGUAUAAUGUUCACACACAGAACGUAUAAUAAGCUGGCAUGUUAUUAUGUCUGAAAAUGUUGAACAAGUGAGAUUUGUUAGAGUAUACUACAACCAACUUCUCUCUAGGGCCAGACUAACAGACUUGGUUAUGUCUGUGAGUGUUUCCUCAACAGUCAAAAAGUAAGGAUAACUGUAUUAGUUCAUUGUUAUGUAAUAUUUAGAACACUUCCAAACAGCCAUAUUGGAGUAAUGGGCCCUUUAGAUGAAUUCAUAUAUGAACCGGUUACACAAGUUCAUUAUUGGCCAAAGAGUACCCUUAUUAUAUGUUUCAAUGUAUUCAGUUAUUAGAUCUCAGCUAGCUUACUUAUUUAAAGCGUUUCCUAGUUCAGAAUAUGCACUUUUUAUGCACUUUUAUAAUACACAAUACAAAUGCAUACUUGUGACAUAUCUAUGAGAAGCUUUUAUUUUUAGAGUCGCUAUAGUGAUUGAGCAUUUGCACGCAGGCUUUAUGGAACACUUAGCUGUUUCAGCUGACAGUUCAAGACUGUGUGAAAUACGCAUUAUAUUGUAAAGAACCUAUAAACUCGUGACAAUUAAACUUUAGGGAAGGGAGAUAAUUCUGUCUGGUCAAGCACACUGAACCCAUUCAAUUUCUUUAAUUGGCCUAAAAUUGUGAAUAAAACUGAAUAAGUUCUGUGUUGUUAUUAGGAAACAAAAAAAUGUGCCUAUAAAAUGCAUAUAAAAUGGCUGUCCCUUCCACCGUUAUGCUUCUUUAGCAGUGCCCAAGACAUUUCUGUGUUUGUAUUGUCAAGUAUUUUCUCUCAACAGUCACGCUGAUAUCACCAGAGACCAUAUAAUAGAGGGACGGCCCUCCCCAACAGUUUAUCACUAACCAUCAGCGCUACGGCCUGGCAUGUAACUGAUACACAUCGACACCCUGCUGCUAACUUCCUCUACCGGUACACAUGCUCAACAGAUGCGCAGACAUUCGCAAAUGAGCACUCUGGUAACCACGUAAACAAUAUUGCUUAAUAUUAUAUGGUCUCUGAUAUCACUGAUGUAAGGUUGUCGGCAAGUCAACAUGGUUUAUAAUGUUAUCAAUCUCGUCUUUGUUAAGGAUUGAUUUUUUCCUUGUAGACCUGAAGCCUCUUUAAGGAUUUAACAUGUCUGCAGGACUGUUUCGCUGGGCAGGAGGCAGGGUGUUUCUUCAUGGUCCUAAAUUGUCCUGUUUCACUGAAUCAAAUGUGUUGACAUUCCAUGGUUUGAAGCAACGAGUUCGCUGUGUUCUGUUCACAGUUCACAGUCUAGUGUGUCUGAGUGUUUAUCACUUGGUAUACUUCUUACAAGGGUAGUCAUUAUUAAACUUAGCCACAUUACUUGGAUGAAAUAUUUCUGAGCUCAAGAACAGGCCUUUUCUGCAUUAUUGAAACUUCAUCUGGAUGUAAUAUAUAGGUCUUGAGUGUCAGUGUAUAAUACAAUGCAGUGAUUUCAUUCCCUUGUACAAGAGAUUCCAUAUAUGCCUAAUACUUAACUGAUCUUCCUCUACUUACUCCCAUUUACCCACCCUCUGAAGGCAUAAUUUCUACAUUUCAUUUGUUGGACUAACGUCCUGUUGGCAGAGACCCUGUAGUGGUCUCUGUGCAUGGGUCUCUGUGAGCGGCUAUAGAUCUGUGUAUACAGGAGUGUGUUUACGCAGGGAGGGAAUUAUGCAAUACCUUGUUUAACCCUUCUGCUGCAGGCAACAUCCAAUGCCAGUCCUAUUCUCAUCUUCGAGUCAAUAACCCCAAGCCAAAAUUCAGUAAUAAAUAUUUGAAUAUUUUAUAUGAUAUAAA
Haliotis rubra (blacklip abalone) is the source of this 12829-nucleotide messenger RNA. RefSeq names its product inositol 1,4,5-trisphosphate receptor type 1-like. Gene Ontology annotation, cellular component: membrane; endoplasmic reticulum. Lineage: Eukaryota; Metazoa; Mollusca; Gastropoda; Lepetellida; Haliotidae. Gene Ontology annotation, molecular function: inositol 1,4,5-trisphosphate-gated calcium channel activity; inositol 1,4,5 trisphosphate binding. Gene Ontology annotation, biological process: calcium ion transmembrane transport. The record is from RefSeq and is a predicted model, not a curated record.